AUGCUCCCAGCCAGACAAAACAAGAUUGACCUAGACAAAUUAACGGAGGAAGAAAAAAAAAUUUUCCGUAUGUAUGGCAGGUUGCCAACGGGAAAAGACAUUUUGAGCCAUAAAUUGAAGGAACGAAAAUACUUUGACUCUGGUGAUUAUGCACUUACAAAAGCUGGCAAAACUCAAGGGCCUGUUGGUGUUCAACACCCAUCUCCUGAUAAUAUUCCUCAUGCAACUGCUAUCGCUGCAACUACUCAUAAUUCUUCACCUGUGAAGGAGAGUUCCUUAGUACAUGAAGCAGAACUGAAUGAUGAAAAAACUGUGGAUUCUGAUGUACAACCAGCUGAUCUAAAUACUACAUCUACUCCUUCUAC
This is a messenger RNA of Dentiscutata erythropus, 365 nucleotides long. NCBI's taxonomy places the organism in Eukaryota, Fungi, Glomeromycota, Glomeromycetes, Diversisporales, Gigasporaceae. The record is from the annotation of a GenBank genome assembly.